Molecule: messenger RNA, 4168 nt
Organism: Suricata suricatta (meerkat)
Lineage: Eukaryota; Metazoa; Chordata; Mammalia; Carnivora; Herpestidae
Gene: ZNF668
Product: zinc finger protein 668
Exons: 3
Coding region: 696-2603 (635 amino acids)
Cellular component (GO): nucleus
Source: RefSeq, a predicted model, not a curated record
CUCACAGGGUCGUAGCCUAAGCUGUCGGGGAGUUAAAUCCCUGCAUCUCUGGCAUUUUACAGCCUGGUCAGGCAGCAGGCCCGCAUCUCCCUCCUAAGCCAGUAGUGAAGCAAAGACAAAUCUCCCUCACCAGAGCAGCAAACCCGCUGUGGGAUAAUGGGGCGAUAUUUGGAACUUGUGAACUUGGAAAGGCAGAGAAGUUCGGUUAAUAAAUAGUUGUUGACAGACUUUCUCACAAACCCCUACUAUAGGGGAGGCAGAAGCAAUAGACCUGGGUUUGAAUUCUGUCUCAGAGGUUGAUUCAUUCACUUUGUUUUGGGGCAUCAAUCACAGUUUUCGGUGUAGAGGAUAUAAAAUAAUAAAGGUUCCUGGCUCUUUGCCAGCCUAGACUCUGGCGCUGGAGACAGAAAAUUAACAAUCAAGCUAUAAAAUGUGUAUAAGUGCUACCAAACCAACAAUCAGGACAGAGAGCAGAAAUUUGGGAGGCCGACCACCGGCUUUGAAUACUGGCUGUGACCAUGACCAGUUAUUUCAUUUCUGUGUGUCUCGUUUUCUUUGUAAAAUGGGGGAAGUAAUACUGUUUAACUUACUGUGUUCAGGCUAACCAUGACCAAAAAAACCCCCACAAGACUGAAGGACUUAGCAACAGAAAUUUAUUUCUCACAGUUCUGGAGGCUGGGAAGUCCAAGAUCAAGAUGGUGGCCAGUUCAGUUCCUGAGAAGCUAGCUGCGCCCUUUGUGGCCAUGGAGGUGGAGUCUACGGAGGCCCGGUCCUCCUCCGCCCCUGGCUAUAAGCGCUCCGGCCGCCGCUACAAGUGCCUGUCCUGUACCAAGACAUUUCCAAAUGCGCCCAGGGCUGCGCGUCACGCCGCCACACAUGGUCCUGUAGACUGCGCCGAGGAGGUGGCGGAAACGAAGCUAAAGCCGGAGACAGAGGCCAAAGCAGAGGAUGCCAGCGGAGACAAGGUGUCAGGUGCAUCAGCAAAGCCUCGGCCUUACGCAUGCCCGCUCUGCCCCAAGGCCUACAAAACAGCACCUGAGCUGCGCAGUCACGGGCGCAGCCACACUGGUGAAAAGCCUUUCCCUUGCCCCGAGUGUGGCCGCCGCUUCAUGCAGCCAGUGUGCCUGCGUGUGCACUUGGCCUCACACGCUGGUGAGUUGCCGUUCCGCUGUGCUCACUGCCCCAAGGCCUAUGGCGCGCUCUCCAAGCUCAAGAUUCACCAGCGAGGUCACACGGGCGAGCGGCCCUACGCUUGCUCUGACUGUGGCAAGAGCUUCGCCGACCCCUCGGUGUUCCGCAAGCAUCGGCGCACCCACGCGGGCCUGCGGCCCUAUGGCUGCGAGCGCUGCGGCAAGGCCUACGCCGAACUCAAGGACCUCCGCAACCAUGAGCGGUCCCACACCGGUGAGCGCCCCUUCCUCUGCUCAGAGUGUGGGAAGAGCUUCUCGCGCUCCUCGUCGCUCACGUGCCACCAGCGGAUCCACGCGGCCCAGAAGCCCUAUCGCUGCCCAGCCUGUGGCAAGGGCUUCACGCAGCUCAGCUCCUACCAGAGCCACGAGCGCACCCACUCCGGUGAGAAGCCCUUUCUGUGCCCGCGCUGCGGCCGCAUGUUCUCUGACCCGUCGAGCUUCCGGCGCCACCAGCGGGCGCACGAGGGGGUAAAGCCUUAUCGCUGCGAGAAGUGCGGCAAAGACUUCCGGCAGCCCGCGGACCUGGCCAUGCACAGGCGGGUGCACACGGGCGACCGGCCGUUCAAGUGCCUGCAGUGUGACAAGACGUUCGUGGCAUCUUGGGACCUCAAGCGCCACGCGUUGGUGCACUCAGGCCAGCGGCCCUUUCGCUGUGAGGAGUGUGGACGAGCCUUCGCCGAGCGAGCCAGCCUUACUAAGCACAGCCGGGUACACUCAGGUGAGCGCCCCUUCCACUGUAACGCCUGUGGGAAGUCCUUCGUGGUGUCGUCAAGCCUGAGGAAGCAUGAGCGGACCCAUCGGAGCAGCGAGGCUGCUGGGGCUCCCCCACAGCAGGAGCUGGUGGUGGGGCUGGCACUGCCUGUCAGUGUGGCAGGCGAGGGCUCAGCGGCCCCCACAGCAGGUGCAGGGCUAGGGGAGCCUCCGACAGGGCUGCUAGGGCUGCCCCCCGAAUCAGGUGGUGUGAUGGCCACCCAGUGGCAAGUGGUGGGCAUGACGGUGGAACACGUGGAGUGCCAAGACGGGGUUGGGGAGGUUCCCGGUCCCUUGGCAGGGGAAGGCGGCGUGGGAGGCGAGGAGGUUGAUGAGAAGCCUCCGCAGUUUGUGUGCCGGGAGUGCAAGGAGACGUUCUCCACGCUGACGUUGCUACGACGGCAUGAGCGCUCACACCCAGAGCUCCGGCCCUUUCCCUGCACCCAGUGUGGCAAGAGCUUCUCUGACCGGGCUGGGCUGCGCAAGCACAGCCGCACCCACAGCUCUGUGCGCCCCUACACCUGCCCUCACUGCCCCAAGGCCUUCUUGAGUGCCAGCGACCUGCGCAAGCAUGAGCGUACCCACCCUGUGCCAGUCGGGACCCCCACGCCCCUUGAGCCCCUGGUAGCUUUGCUAGGAAUGCCUGAAGAGGGACCAGCUUGAAGCCCAUGCUCCCUUCACCUCACUCCCAGGAGCCCAGGCCUCACAGCGAGCCUCCUGAACCUCUCUGCCCCGGCUCACUCUUUUAGACUCCAGAUCCCUGCCCCCCAGGCAGAUCUCUCUCCUUGCCAACAAAGAGAGCUGGGGACAGUGGAGGUGGGCAGCAGCGUGUCUCUCUCUAAGGAACACUCAUUCAAGCAUUCACCUUGACACUGGGUUGUCUUCUGUGUUUUGGUUGGGGGAGAGGGGGUGGGAGUUUGGACAUUAGAUAAGAUUCAGUGGAGACCCCUGGAUUGGCAGAUCAGAGACUAGAAGGGUCUUUGGAUGCAUUGUUUCCCAACAUAUGUUUUCAGAAUGUCUUUUGACAAAGGGUUCCCUGGUCAAGGCAGUCCAGGGAAUUCCCUGUGCCUCCUUAGGGAUUGUGAUCAAGAGUGUGUUAAAGUCAUGGAUAAAUCCUCCAAUGAACAUCUGUUUAGCUUUGUUUAGCCCAUAGUUAUUUCAUCAUGGAAGCCUCUUACUGACUAGCUCUGUCCUUUUACAGAUAAUACACUGAGAUCCUAAAUUAGUAUAUUUCCUGUGUACCACAGUAACAAAUUAGAAAAACGACUUGGGGAACAAAGAGGGACAAACAGAACCCUAAAACUACAAAAGAAUAAACCUCUCAAGAAAUAUGCAAAACCUACGUGAAGAAAAUGGUAUUCCUGAAGGUCCUGAAGGUUUUGAGACCUAACUAAAUGGAGACAUACCAUGUACUUGCAUGGAAAGACAUUCUCCGUAGUCGAAUCCUCAGAUUCAUUGUCAUCCCAAAAGAUUUAUUAACACAACUCUAAAACCCAAAACUGCUGUAAUACAUUUGUAAGAACCAACGGAGAUGACGUAUUUGACAUACUAGAUAAACACCAAAGCACUGAAGUUAAAACAGAUUAUUAUUGGCACAAGAAAAAUAUCAGCCAAUGAGGUUGGAAUGCUUUAGAAACAGCCCUAUUUUUGAGACUUUAGUUUAUGAUAAACAUGAAUAUUCAGAGCAGUGGGGAAACGAUAGGCUGUUAAAUUACAGUUCUACCCAUAUUCUGGAAGACUAUAAAAUUUUUUAAAGUAGUUUUUUAAAGACAAAAAAUGAAACCCACAUUUAGUGUAAAUUGGUAUAAUUUUCUGGGAAGAUGAUUUGGUCAUGUUUAUUAAAAAGUUAAAAUGCGUAUACCCUUGACUUGGCAAGCACAUGUCAAAGAAUUUACAACACCGAGUUCUUUUUCCACUUCUGUGACAAAGGUAAAGACAAGAAUGUUUGGUGCAGCAAAAUUUGUGAUAACUGGGAAUACCCUAAAUGUCCAUUAGCAAAGGAUUAAUUAAAUACAGCUAGCCACUCUAAAAUAUAUUAUGCAGCUGUUUUUUAAAAAAGUGAGGCUUAUUAAUGUAGAUUGUUGAAAGAUAUCUUGACAGUGUGUCAAGUGAAAAAAACGAAGGUACAAAGCAGUGUGGUUAGCAUACUCCCAUUAAGUUUGUUUAUUUUUGAGACAGGGAGAACACAAACAGGGGAGGGGCAGAGAGAGAGGGAGACACAGAAUCCA